Varanus komodoensis (Komodo dragon) is the source of this 5586-nucleotide messenger RNA. It is a transcript of the gene PAQR7, whose product is annotated as progestin and adipoQ receptor family member 7. The transcript is spliced from 3 exons. The record is from RefSeq and is a predicted model, not a curated record. NCBI's taxonomy places the organism in Eukaryota, Metazoa, Chordata, Lepidosauria, Squamata, Varanidae. Gene Ontology annotation, molecular function: steroid binding; nuclear steroid receptor activity. Gene Ontology annotation, biological process: response to steroid hormone. Gene Ontology annotation, cellular component: plasma membrane. The coding region runs from base 227 to 1285 and encodes 352 amino acids.
GGGGAGAGGCGGCCGUUGCUGCAGAGGGGCGGCCUUGCCCGGCGAGGCUCGUGACCCACCCCCCGCGCUCUUUUUUCUUCAGCUCCUCGCCACCUUCCGUGUUCCAGACGUGCACCCUCUGCAAGAAAGCGCAGGAGGAUUGAGAGCCUCUACGCUUGCUUGCUCAGAAGUAAGCCGCGCGCGGCGAUCUGGUGAAUCUUACUCUCAAGUUCUGUGGUUUAGUGCCAUGGCAACCAUUGUGUCCGAGAAACUCAGCCGCCUUUUCAUCAGCGCCCAACACUUCUGGAAAGUCCCCCAGCUCCUGGAGGAAGCCCUGCCCUCCCUGUCCUGCACUGUGGGGGUACUGGACGUUCCCCGGCUUUUCCGGAAGCCGUACAUCCACACCGGCUACCGCCCUGUCAACCGAACGUGGAGGUAUUACUUCCUGUCACUCUUCCAGCGCCACAAUGAGGCGGUCAAUGUUUGGACACACCUGGUGGCCGCUUUGGUCCUGCUGGUGCGGUUCUGGCAGCUGGCCCGGACCGUGGACUUCCGCGGGGACCCCCAUGCCCAGCCCCUCUUCAUCAUCGCCGCCUCUUCCAUCGUCUACGCGACGUUCAGCGCCGUGGCGCAUCUCCUGCAGGCCAAGUCGGAGUUCUGGCACUGCGCCUUCUUUUUCCUGGACUACGUGGGGGUCGCCACCUACCAGUACGGCAGCGCCUUGGUGCACUACUAUUACGCCAUCGAGCCGGCAUGGCAUGCGCGGGUGGGGGGCUUCUACAUCCCGGGAGCCGUCCUGCUGGCAUGGCUGUCCUGUGCCGGCUCGUGCUACGCCAAAUACCGGUGUCCACACCUCUCCUCCCUGAUGGGCCGACUCUGCCAGGAGGUGCCCUCCGCCGUGGCAUACGCCCUGGAUAUCAGCCCGGUGCUUCACCGCAUCUAUUCCUCCUCUUCCUCAGGCCUCGCGGACCCGGCCGUUCUCUACCACAAGUGCCACGUGCUCUCCUUCCUCGUCGGGGCCUUCUUUUUCGCCUGCCCCUACCCUGAGAAAUGGUUCCCGGGGAAGUGCCACUUCGUCGGGCAGGGGCACCAGAUCUUCCACGUGUUCCUCACCUUGUGCACCCUCACCCAGGUGGAGGCGGUGCUCCUGGAUUACGGCACCAGGCAGCCCAUCUACUCCCGCCUGCACGGCGGCCUGGCCCCCCUUUUCUCCGCCCUGUGCCUUUUGUUGGUGGUUUGCUGCAGCCUCACGGCUCUGUACAUGACCGCCAAGGUGAGAGGCAAGCUGCACCGGAAAGAGGAGUGAGAGAGAGAGAGAGAGUCGCUGGCAGAGAAUCAACCCACCGGCCUCCUUGCUUAUGUUCCCUUUGGGCAUGUCCACACUAUGGUUACUUAGAAAAUCGGGCCCUUUGCCCGGGGCAAGUGGUGCUUUUUGUGGCAAGCGGAGCAUGACCUGCUCCCUUGCCUGAUCCAUGCAAUGGCUGGGGGGUGGAUUCAAGAUGACCAGUUCCCCUUCUGCAGUAGUACAGCUAGGACGGGGCCUUCGCACCAGAGCCUGGCUCCCCACGGCUCCAGUGGCCCAAGCAGCCGCACAGACCCUGGCAGGAGAUGCGGGCCAGGUGUCGGCACCUGGGUCGGCAGGUAUGUGACUCUACCGGGCUGGUGCCAGCGGUCACUGCCACCUUUCUUGUUUUAAAAACAUUUGGAAAUCAAGGCCAACUGGUUACAGGUCCACAAUCUACUAUGCCUACUUUUAAAAUAGAUUUUGCUUUCUGCCACAAAAUGAUACUUAUCCCCAAGUCACAUGUUUUUAGCACCAGGAUAGCAGACACGGAUUCCACAUUAUUCCGGUGGCCACGAAAGGUGCUAUGACUCCAGUGAGUUCAAAAUAUGAAACUGCUCACACCCCGAGGCUCUCCUUUUUUUGAUUCAGAUUUGGCAAGCGGGGCUGUUGCAUUUUUGCUCUAACGUGCCAGGAGUGGGUGGAGGAGGAGAGAGUGUGUUCUGUGUGCUUCGCAACUGAAGUCACACACACAGUUGGGUAAAGGAACACCCCAGAAGACCAUUGUCUGUGCUCUAAAAUGACCUAGCUGUACCACUGCUGUUGUAAGAGGAAAUGCGCCUUUUUCCUGGACGUAAUGGAAAACUUUGCUUUUUAAGAGGUCCGUCUGUCGUGCAGGAGAGAGCAUGUCACUUAAACAUCCCCUCCAAGCUCACACACAAUUCCUAACUCAGCUUUCCUGCCGGUUUUCCAAAUCAGAAGUGGGCAGGGUUCAGGCUUGCCUGGUCCUACUUUGUUUUUUUCCUACAGCCACAGGAUCCACAUAUGGUGUAAAAGGCAUGCACUUUGAAUUCAGUGUAUGGAGCCCAAAAAUUUGGAGCCCGAACUACAUGAAGCUCCCUGACAAUCAUCUGCUCCCGGUUAGCUGAAGCUUCAUUCCUUCUGGCAGUAUAAUUUAAAGUGGGGAGGUGGGAAGGAUCAAUUUGUUGAUGCUAACACUAAAUAGAUCAGGCACCAGAAAUCCUUGCUGAUCUAUGCAAAUCAUGCAUAGAUGUUCCAGUAGAUCUCAGUACGCCUGCUGCCCACCCUUGCUCUAAAUGGUGGAAGAGCCUCAGGGAAGGGGGGUCAAGAACUGCUCUGCCAGGUCAGGGAAGCCCUUCCAGUUCCGGGACCCCAGAGCAAAAGCUGAUCUUACUGCUUCGUCUGCACUGACUGAGAUGUUAUUUCAGCCCAUGUGUUCUAUGCAGCCACAGACCCAGGGUCCCUCAGCCCAACUUGAAGCUCUCCAGAUGUGAGAGGGGUUGCGACUCCCAUUGGCCACCCUGGUCUGUCACAUCUGGGGAGUGUCAGGUUGGAGGAAGCUGCUGAGCCCCUGGGUGCCACCUGCCCUGUGGGGCAGAUGUCUUCCCUGCUUCCCUUCCUCCUUGACUGAGGCUGCGAUGUUCCAGAGAAGAACAUCCCGGCAUUCAGAGGAACAUUUCCUUCUUGUGUGCUACCAGCAGUUCUGGAAGAAGCCAUGCUGAUGUGCCUUAAGGAGAAGGUCUGCAUUUGAGUUUGGAUGUGGAGAGCCUGAGUUGCUGUGUUUGCAGCGCUGGAGUCAUUUGGACAAGUGUUACAUCUAGGGAUAAAGGAUGGGCAGGGUAAAAGAGAGGCUUCUUCGGCUGACAUGAAGAACAUGAAAGAAGAACAUGAAGAAGCAGCCAUUCACAGCCCUGUGGUGGCGUGAUGGCCACCCAUUUGGACGGCUUCAAAAGGAACUGGACAACUUCAGGAAGGAUGACUAACCAGUGGCUCCUAGUCCUGAUGGAGGAAUGCCUGUUGUGGCAGUUGCUGGGGAACAUGGGGGGAGGGUGCUGUUGCACUUAGAUCCUACUUGGGGGUUUCCCACAGACAGAUGGUUGGGCCCUGUGUGAGCAGAAUGCUGCAAUGGGUGGACCUUGUUGUACUUAGGUUCUGGUAGGCCACACCGAAGGACUCUCAACCAGUGUUCUCAAUUCCACAAGGAUGUAGGAAGCUGCCUUCUAACAGGUCCAGCUAUAGUCCAUGUAGCCAAAUGCUGCCUGUUCCAGCUUUACCCAAAUUGGAAUCCUUCAGAUGGUUUGAACUGCAAUUCUCAUUGUUCCUGAACAGAGACCACGUUGGCUGGGCUGAUAGGAGUUCCCAUGGAAAGCAUCGGUAGGUACUCUCCGCAGAUUCUGGACUACUGCUUCUGCCAGUUCCUGACAAUUGGCCAUGCUGGUUGGGGUUGAUGUGAGUUGUAGUCCAGAAUGUUUGGAAGACACCAGGUGGGAGAAGAUUGGUUGCUUCUAACUGGCAGCUGCUCUCCCAGGUCACGGGCAGAUGCCCUAUCCAUCCACUGGUCCCUCACUCUUUUAGCUGGAGAUGCUAGGAUGGAACAUGGGACCCGCAGCAUGCAGACCGGUGCUUCUACCACUGCACUUUAUCCCUUCUGAGCCUUCCUCAACCUGGUGCCCUCCAGAUAGUUUGUUCAACAACUCCCAGCAUGCCUGAUCAGCAGCCAUGCUGUCUGGGGCUGAUGGAAAUUGAAGUGCAAAACACUGGUUGCGGGGGAUUCGGGUUGGGAAUGGCUGCUUUGAGAGCAUUUACUAGUACGAGGCCAUGUACAGUGUUGGGGGUGCUGCAUUCAGUGGGGCUUCCUCCCACAUAAGAGCACGCAGAGCAUAGCCUGAAAUCAUACGUCCUCAUUCUUCCAGGUUGCGUUGCAAUUAAACCGCCAAAAUAACCGGGUGGAAAUGAUGCCAUUGCCUUCGGCAAACCAGGAAAGAAUGGGUUAGAGCCAGACAAAGGUGCUCCCCUGUGCAGGUUUAGGCAGACAGAAAUCAGCUUGCGGGGCAUGCCAGAUGUGGAAAGUCCUUUUCUGUCUAAGCCUGCCUAGGAUUGUGUCUCAUCCGCAUGCACAUUUACCAGCCUGUAAGUUCCAUGGAAUCCAAAGAACCAUACUCCUGAGCUGAUGCACCUAGGACUGCGAGGUUGGAUUUCCACUGCAAGCAAAAGGACGUUGCUUUGAUGUGGCACAUUUUUCAUGUUGAUUUCAGUGGGAGUUACCUGCAGGUAGUUUAGUCAGGGCUUGAGUAGCUGAGCUAUUACCCCAGAGUAACUAGGCAUUGAGACCCAAUGUGGCUUCACUCAUUUUUAAAAUACAGCAACCGUCCUUUCAAAACAUGUAUCCAACUCAGCAGUCUUGAAUUCUGUUCAGUGAGAUGUCAAUGUGCUUCCGUUGUAGGUAGGUGGGCCUGGCUGGAAACUGGCUGGUCUUUAAUCCUGUUGAGUCAAAGGGGGUGCCUGAAGCCCCUCGUUUUCAAUGGGACUGAAAGCCAGGUGGCAUAUUGAGGAGAAUUUGAGGCCCUCUUGGAUUCCCCUCCUUUCAAGAAUCCUUCCUGAUUAUGGUGUUCUGAUCUCCCCCUCAGUAGAAAUCUAGCACCAGGGUAGGUGCCCUGGUGGUCUUCAGAAGCUUUGGACUGUGGUUCCCAUAAGCCCUGGCAGCAUGGGCAGCAGCCAGGAAUUAUGGGAGCUGUAGUGCAAUACAUCAGGAGAUUUGGGGAAAGUUGGCCAACCUUGACUCUCUUUGGGCAGCUGCACUUGGACGUCAAUAAGAAUCUUUGCACAGUGGUCACCUUUCUCCCAGAUGCAUCAUUUUGGAAAUGGGAUCUUAAUGGCAUGAAAUGGCUGUAUUCAUUCUAUAGAAGGAGAGAAAGAGAUAAUCAGUUUAUAUAUGAAAUAGGAGCUGCCGGGCUAUUCUUGAACCCUCCUGCCUGACAUGUUAGUGCUGUGUGCCCAGCAGAUGUCUUACACUGGAGCAUUCCAACACAGGUGCCCAUCUGUACUGGAAAGUGAUGUAAUUCCCAGUGGAGUGUAUCAGAAUAUAUUCCUGGAUGUGUAGAAUUUGCCUCACACACUCAUACUGGAUAUGGUGCAAUUCAGUGUACUGCCUAAUGAUUAAUUACAGAGAUUCGGCAGAAUUUUGCAAAAAGGAAACCUGGGAAGGUGGACAGAUUUGUGUGUUUUCCUGCCUGUCUUAUUUUUUAUAUAUUUCAAUUGGCCCAAGGCCAUUAUUUGUUUCUAUAAAACACUUUUCACAAGCCAAA